AUGAGUUCAGCUUCAAUUGCAUACUUAGAUGACAACACCAGUUGGAAAUCUUUUAAGUUAGACUCCAGAUUAAACCAAGCCAUUGAACAUUUAGGGUUCAAGAAUCCUACUUUAGUUCAAUCACAUACCAUUCCAUUAGCAUUAGAUGAGAAAAGAGAUAUCAUCGCCAAAGCUUCAACUGGUUCAGGAAAAACUGCAGCUUAUUGUAUACCUAUUUUACAAACAAUUUUAGCUAACGAAAUCACCAAUGAAGUCCAAAGUAUAAUAUUAGUACCUACCAGGGAAUUAUCUAACCAAGUAUAUGAAUUUUUAACUAAAUUAUUGAUUUACUGCAACAAUAAAAUUAAUGUUGUCAACUUAUCCAAUAACUUAAGUGAUCAAAUUUUAAACAGUUUAUUGGUAAAUCAACCAGAAAUCAUCAUAACCACCCCUUCUAAGUUGGUAACAGUUUCCGAGAAAAAUCCUAAUUUGAACUUAUCAACUGUCAAAAAUUUAACUAUUGAUGAGAUCGAUUUAAUGUUGAGUUAUGGAUACAAGGAAGAUAUCAUGAAGUUAGGUAAAGUGUUACCAAUCAAAGAGAACUUACAAACCUUCUUAAUGUCAGCCACUUUAAAUGAAGAAUUGAAUGAUAUCAAAAACCAAUUUUGUUCUAAACCAGCCAUUUUGAAGUUAAGUGAUGAAGCCAGUACUAAUAUGAAUUUAGUGCAAUAUUAUUGUAAGACCACCGAAUUCGAUAAGUUUUUGUUAAGUUAUGUUAUCUUCAAAUUGAACUUAAUCAAGGGAAAAAGUUUAAUAUUUGUCAACAAUAUCGAUAGAGGUUAUAGAUUGAAAUUGUUCUUGGAACAAUUCGGUAUAAGAAGUUGUAUUUUGAAUAGUGAAUUACCUGUAAAUUCCAGAUUGAACAUUGUAGAACAAUUUAACAAGAAUGUUUAUAAUUUAUUGAUUGCAACUGAUGAAACUAAUGAACAACCAGAUGAAGAUAAUGACGUUGAAGAAGAAGAAGAAACCAAAUCAUCCAAAAAAGGUAAAAGUAAAAUAAAGAAAGAUAAAGAAUAUGGAGUCUCAAGAGGUGUAGAUUUCAAAAAUGUAGCAUGUGUAUUAAAUUUUGAUUUACCUACUUCAUCAACUAGUUAUAUUCAUAGAAUUGGAAGGACAGCCAGAGCUGGGAAAUCAGGUAUGUCAUUAUCUUUUGUAAUACCAAAAGAAGAAGUUGGUAAACAUAAAGUCGCUUCAUUGACCUCAUCUAAAAGAGAUGAAAAGGUAUUAAGUAGAAUCAUCAAACAACAAUCUAAGAACGGAUUUGAAUUGAAACCUUAUCAAUUUAAUAUCAAACAAGUUGAAGGUUUCAGAUACAGAUCAGAAGACGCUUUCAGAGCUGUUACUCAAAUUGCCAUCAGAGAAGCAAGAAUCAAAGAAUUGAAACAAGAAUUAAUCAAUUCUGAAAAAUUGAAAACUUUCUUCGAAGAGAAUCCUCAAGAUUUAACCAGUUUAAGACACGAUAAAGAAUUACAUCCCGCAAGAGUUCAAUCUCAAUUGAAGAGAGUUCCUGAGUAUUUAUUACCUGAAAGUGCAAGAAGUGAUCCUAAGAAGAUUGGAUUCGUUCCAUUCCAUAAAAAUAAAGUUAGAAAGGGUAAGAAGAGAGGUAAAAAGAAUGAUCCUUUAAAAUCAUUGAAAAUGAAUAAAUAA
This is a messenger RNA of Yamadazyma jaroonii, 1686 nucleotides long. The record is from the annotation of a GenBank genome assembly. Lineage: Eukaryota; Fungi; Ascomycota; Pichiomycetes; Serinales; Debaryomycetaceae.